UGUGAGCUCAUUCACACAUCCGUGUGCGUGUGUGUGUUUAGAUGUCAUGGCUGCGUGGCGCACGCACGCACGCAACUGCUGGCUUUUUUUAAUAACUGUCUUUUCGUGAUUGAAUCAUAAAGAGGACAGUUGGAGUUUAAUUGAAUAAGGGAGCAGAGGAGAGAGAGAAAGAAAAAGAGAGUGAGAGGGAGGGACUCGAUGUGGCCAUACAGGCUGCGGAGUGUUUUAUUUAUUUGUGCUGGCUCCCCUUUUUCUUUCUUUCUUAUUAUUUUUCAACUGAUUUUCCAAAAUGAGGUUAAAAGUUGGAUUCAUCCUUCGAAGUUUACUGGUCAUUGGCACGUUUUUGGGUCUGGUUUUGCUUUGGUCUUCCCUGACACCGAAGGCAGUCGACGAUAACCCGUUUGCUGGUGUACUGGCAGGAAGAGAUGCAGGUAAACUCUUGCAGCCCAACCCUCACAAUAAUGACAUGGCUGACCAGUUCAAGCCAGUUGUUCCUUGGCCCCACGUCGAAGGAGUUGAGGUUGAUCUGGAGUCUAUCCGCCAGAAAAAUGGUGACAAGCCAAACCCUGCAUUCAAAGCCCAGAACCAGCAGAAUGUCAUCCAGAAGCAAUACAUCACCUUUAAGCCUCACACCAAUGUGUUUAAUGAACCUGUGUUGAAGAAAGGAAUUCUGGGCAACUUUGAGUCUAAAGAACCUGAGCCUCAGGGGGUCCAGGGCGGACCGGGAGAGGGCAGCAAACAGUUCGUACUGGGACCGGAGUACAAAGAUUCUGUUCAGGCCAGCAUCAAGGAAUUCGGCUUUAAUAUGGUAGCCAGCGACAUGAUCUCUCUGGAUCGAACCAUCGGCGACUUACGGCAUGAAGAGUGUAAAUACUGGCACUAUGAUGAAAACCUCCUCACCUCCAGCGUGGUCAUUGUCUUCCAUAAUGAGGGCUGGUCCACACUGAUGAGGACAGUGCACAGUGUCAUCAAAAGAACCCCAAGGAAAUACCUGGCUGAGAUCGUCAUGAUUGAUGACUUCAGUAACAAAGUUCAUCUUAAAGAGAGGCUGGAGGAGUACAUAAAACAGUGGAAUGGGUUGGUCAAACUGUUCCGCAAUGAAAAGAGAGAGGGUCUGAUCCAGGCCAGGAGCAUAGGAGCCCGUAAAGCCACUCUGGGACAGGUGCUGAUCUACCUGGAUGCUCAUUGUGAAGUUGGGGUGAACUGGUACGCCCCGCUGGUGGCCCCCAUUUCAAAAGACCGAACGGUCUGCACAGUACCGUUGAUAGAUUACGUAGACGGCAAUGAUUAUACCAUAGAGCCACAGCAGGGUGGGGAUGAGGACGGUCUGGCGCGAGGCGCCUGGGACUGGAGCCUCCUGUGGAAAAGGGUCCCUCUCAGCAGCAGGGAGAAGGCUAAGAGAAAGCAUAAAACAGAGCCUUAUCGGUCUCCUGCGAUGGCUGGAGGACUCUUCGCAAUAGAGAGAGAGUUCUUCUUUGAGCUGGGCCUCUAUGAUCCAGGCCUUCAGAUCUGGGGAGGAGAAAACUUUGAGAUCUCCUACAAGAUAUGGCAGUGUGGUGGGCAGCUUCUGUUCGUGCCAUGUUCACGGGUGGGGCACAUCUACCGUCUACAGGGCUGGCAGGGAAACCCACCUCCUGCUCAUGUAGGCUCAUCCCCCACGCUUAAGAACUAUGUGCGGGUGGUGGAGGUGUGGUGGGAUGAGUAUAAAGACUAUUUCUACGCCAGUCGGCCUGAGACUCUGACGCUGGCCUACGGAGACAUCAGCAGCUUGAAGAAGUUCAGAGAGGAACAUCGCUGCAAGAGCUUCAAGUGGUUCAUGGAAGAGAUUGCCUAUGACAUCCCUCUACAUUACCCACUGCCUCCAAAGAAUGUGGAAUGGGGAGAGAUUCGUGGGUAUGAGACCAGCUACUGCAUCGACAGCAUGGGCCACACCAAUGGUGGCAAUGUCGAAAUUGGGCCUUGUCAUAGAAUGGGUGGGAAUCAGCUCUUUAGAAUUAAUGAAGCAAACCAGCUCAUGCAGUACGACCAGUGCCUGACAAAGGGAGGCGACGGAUCUGCUGUCAUCAUAACACACUGCAACUUAAACGAGCACACAGAGUGGAAAUAUUUUAAGGAUCUACAUCGAUUCACACAUAUACCUACAGGGAAAUGCUUGGAUCGCUCUGAUGUCUUGCACAAAGUUUAUAUAGCUGACUGUGACAACAGUAAGAGCUCACAGAAGUGGGAGAUGAACAACAUUGUGGCAGUUUGAGAGCCAUGCUCAAAUGUGCUUCAAGGAUAAACACUUGACUACAGCAACAGGUUUUACCAGUAUACACGUGACUAGUUUUAGUCAUCACCCGAAUAACUCUGAACUCCGAUCAUAAACUUUUUUUUUUCCUCCAUUGAAGACAAUGUUUACAUCGGUUCAUCCCCAGUGCCCAUCGCAUGGGUUUUUCUUUGGAAUCUGUGGAUGGGAGAGGUCUACCUAACAGAAUGUGCACAAUGUGUGCUGAGAUGAAUUAUCUAAUACCACUUUUGUUGCUGCUCCAUU
This is a messenger RNA of Sinocyclocheilus anshuiensis, 2533 nucleotides long. Its product is annotated as N-acetylgalactosaminyltransferase 7. Gene Ontology annotation, biological process: protein O-linked glycosylation. Lineage: Eukaryota; Metazoa; Chordata; Actinopteri; Cypriniformes; Cyprinidae. The coding region runs from base 290 to 2251 and encodes 653 amino acids. Gene Ontology annotation, molecular function: polypeptide N-acetylgalactosaminyltransferase activity. The record is from RefSeq and is a predicted model, not a curated record. Gene Ontology annotation, cellular component: Golgi apparatus. The transcript has 12 exons.